Knipowitschia caucasica is the source of this 294-nucleotide messenger RNA. The record is from the annotation of a GenBank genome assembly. NCBI's taxonomy places the organism in Eukaryota, Metazoa, Chordata, Actinopteri, Gobiiformes, Gobiidae.
AUGCCCAAGAGAAAGGCUGCAACAGCUGAGGGAGUUGAGAAGGAGGAGCCGCAGAGGAGAUCGGCCCGGUUAUCAUCUCGGCCAGCCCCACCUAAGGCAGAACCAAAGGCCAAGAAGGCAGCUAAGAAAGAAAAGGCCGUGAACGACAAGAAGGAGGACAAGAAGACCAAGAAGGCAAAGGAGAACGCAGAGGCCGAGGCCAAUGAAGAAAACCACUCUGAGAACGGGGAUGCCAAGACCAACGAGGACGAAGCAGCUCCAGAAGAGGCCAAGGAGGAGGCCAAGUCUGAGUAG